AAGUGCAUGAAUAAGAAAAAAAUUUGCCAUAAAAAGAAGAAAAUAAGAAAAGAAAAAGUUUCCUCGGUGAGUCAAACACGGAAGUAAAAUGAAAGAAGAGAUUUUUCCAGUGAGUGUCGACGAUAAUUUUCGUGGAGGUCGAUGGGGGAAAAUUUUAUGUGUCUGAUUGUCUGAUAACAUAAUAAUUUUAUUGAAAAGAAAAAUAUAAAAAGAGUAACAGCCGUGAGGUGUCGAAAAAAAAAGAAAAAUCCUUUGUGUCAUCUGAAAAGUGAAGACUGAAAAUAUUGUGACAAUUAAUGUCGGCAGAAGCCGUUAAGACAAUAUUCUGAAGGCUGCGAACAGAACUUUUAAGAGAUUUUUAAUACGUAUAAAAAAACAACGGAGAAGAACGACGUUUUGUGAAUCAAGAUUUCAUUUUUAAACAAUCAACAAUCGAAGCUACAAAUUA
This is a messenger RNA of Clunio marinus, 448 nucleotides long. NCBI's taxonomy places the organism in Eukaryota, Metazoa, Arthropoda, Insecta, Diptera, Chironomidae. The record is from the annotation of a GenBank genome assembly.